AUGGGGGCCAAGGUGCUCUUUGACAAAGGCGCCAAGUUGGCAGCUAUCUAUCCUCGCAUCCGCCUUGUGUACGGUGACCUCGAUUCUGUGGAAUUGAUAGAAGCAGAAGCCGCCACAACUGACAUCGUGUAUCAUUUUGCAAAUUGCGAUCAUGAAGCCUCUGCUACAGCAAUUGCAAAGGGUCUGACUCGUCGGCAACGGACCGGGGCUGGCUACUGGAUUCAUACAUCUGGUACCGGGAUUCUAGGAAUCGAAACACUGGCUACGGGGGAGUUUGGUAAUAUGCUCCCCAAAGUCUACAAUGAUUGGGACGGAAUUGAGGAACUGAAGUCCCAUCCCGACGAAGCCCCACAUCGGAAAGUUGACAAGAUUGUCCUUGCUUCUCAUUCGGACAAGGUCAAGACGGCCAUAGUCUGCCCUCCAACUAUUUAUGGUCCUGGUCGUGGUCCUGACAAUACAAGGUCGAUGCAAGCGUAUAUGAUAGCCGAGGCAUUUCUCAAACAUAAAAAAUCAUUCAAGAUAGGAAAGGGUGAGAAUGUUUGGCACGGCAUCCACGUUCAGGACCUUUCGGAACUCUAUCUUCUGCUUGGGGAGGCAGCUGUCAACGGGGGCCCACCAGCAACGUGGAAUGAAGAAGGCUAUUAUCUCGCUGAGAACGGAUCAUUCAAAUGGGGAGAUGUUAUGCAGGGUAUUGCAAAUAUUGCCGCUAAACAGGGUCUUAUUCCAGAUAGCACUCUUGAAGAAAAUUCACCCGAGGAGGCAGAAGAGUACUUUCACAAUGCGAAGUACUAUGUUGGGACAAAUUCGAGAGGUAUAUCAAUCCGAGGCAAGAGAUUGUUAGGCUGGAAACCGAUCCAAUGUAGUCUUGAGGAUGAGUUGACCGAAGUUGUCAACAACGAAGCCAAGCUCUUGGGACUGGUUAAAAGCCAUGCAGAGAACGUUCAGGGGUGA
Messenger RNA from Exophiala aquamarina CBS 119918, 951 nucleotides. RefSeq lists its product as uncharacterized. Bases 1 to 951 code for a protein of 316 amino acids. The transcript has 2 exons. Lineage: Eukaryota; Fungi; Ascomycota; Eurotiomycetes; Chaetothyriales; Herpotrichiellaceae. The record is from RefSeq and is a predicted model, not a curated record.